AUGGGAGAGAUACAUUCAGCUUACAUUCUAUCCACUGAACCCCGUCCCAACUCCCAUCAUCGACCUCUCACAAACGAGCCAAAAAAAACCUCAUCUCAGAAAUGGGGAUUUUUUCAUAUAAUCAAUCAUGGAGUUUCCUCUGAUCUUAUCAAUAAGGUUGCAAAUGAGACCAAAAAACUUUUUGAACUAAGAAUACAAUACCCUUCUAAUGAUGAUCCAAAUGACUUGGACCUAUGGACUCUAAAAAAUCAUUGGCCUCAAUCCCUUCCACAUUUUAGGGAAACAAUAGCAGAAUAUGGUGCAAAGCUAGAAAAGCUGUCUUUGGAGUUAAUUUCAUUGAGCUUAGGCUUACCUGGUGACAAAUUCUUUGACUGCUUCGAGAAUCAAUUAAGCCUUGUGAGACUCAAUUACUAUCCUCCAUGCCCUUCUCCUGAUUUGGCACUUGGAAUUGGUCCUCACAAGGAUCCUUGUGUCUUGACUAUUGUUGCACAAGAUGAUACUGGAGGUUUACAAGUUAAGAACAAUUCCGUUGGCGGUUGGGUUCCUAUUGAACCUAUUCCUGGUGCAUUGGUUGUUAACGUGGGUGAUGUUUUUCAGGUUUGGAGCAAUGACAAGUAUGACAGUGCAAUACACAGGGCUACAGUAAACUCACAAAAAGAAAGAUAUUCGUAUCCAUUCUUCUUUUUUCCAGGUCACGAUAUUAUGGUGCAGCCUGCAGAAGAGCUAGUGAGUGAGAAAGAUCCUGCAAAAUACAAACCAUACAAUUUUGGAAAAUAUUACUCUAAUAGAACCCGUCAUGAUUUCAACAAAGAAAAGGUUGCGGGUAAAGAGAUUCAUGACUUCAAGAUUUCAGAUUAG
Vicia faba (fava bean) is the source of this 858-nucleotide messenger RNA. Lineage: Eukaryota; Viridiplantae; Streptophyta; Magnoliopsida; Fabales; Fabaceae. The record is from the annotation of a GenBank genome assembly.